This is a messenger RNA of Ceutorhynchus assimilis (cabbage seed weevil), 3133 nucleotides long. The record is from the annotation of a GenBank genome assembly. Lineage: Eukaryota; Metazoa; Arthropoda; Insecta; Coleoptera; Curculionidae.
GCGUUUGCGUUGCCAUCAUCUCCAAAUAAAAUGUUAAAAUUUGGGAUAAUGAACGGACUCGUACGAACCCCAACUGCAUCACCAUGAACAACCAUAAAUUGUUACUAUGGACGCUUAUGUUUUGGCUGCGCUAUUAUUAAUAACAAUUAAUGCUUCAAAAGCCACUUUGAACAACACAAAAUCGAAUAAAAGGACUUCGGCGUUUAUUAAUGGCAACUUUAUUAUCGGAGCUUUAUUUCCAGUACAUCAUCAACCAUCGUCCAAGAAAAAUUAUCUUGCAAGCUUAGACAUCAAAUGCGGCGAAAUUCGCGAACUUUACGGCAUCCAAAGAGUAGAAGUCACGCUGCAAACCAUUGACGAAAUCAACAACAAUCCAGAUUUGUUACCCAAUGUUACUCUGGGUGUUGAAAUAAGAGACGAGUGCUGGUACGCACCUGUAGCUUUACAGCAGAGCAUCGAGCUGAUACGAGACUCGAUUACUCCCGUUUCCAAUACGAAAUUUUGCUCGACAAUGGAAGAGGACGUUGGACAAAGUAAUGGAGAGAACAAAGGGCCGCUGAUUGGGGUUGUAGGGCCUGGUGCCAGUUCAGUGGCAUUGCAAGUUCAGAAUUUGUUGCAGUUGUUUCAUAUACCACAUAUGGGAUAUUCAACAACGUCACGUGAUUUAUCAGACAAAAGUCGUUUCAACUAUUUCCUAAGAGUAGUACCUUCGGAUUAUUAUCAAGCUCAAGUGAUGUUGGAUAUUUUGCGUUAUUUCGGAUGGUCGUACGUGUCGGCUGUAAAUACAGACGAGAAUUACGGACAAUCCGGAAUGCAAGCUUUCAGAGAGUUGGCUGAAGAAGCUGAAGUUUGCAUAGCCAGAGAGGAUUCCGUGCUAAGUAACGCCGCCGAUGAGGUUUUUGAUAAAGUCAUUCUGAACUUGAAACAAGACCCUAACGCCGUUGUCGUGGUUUGUUUUUGCGAAGGACUCACGAUCCGCGGCUUAUUGAAAGCCACGAAAAGAUUAAAUAUGACGAAUUAUUUCUUGUUUAUUGGCAGUGAUGGUUGGGCCGAUCGUAACGACGUAACAAGAAAUUACGAGAACCAAGCCUGGGGUGGCUUGUCAAUCCGAAUCCAUUCGCCCCACGUCGAGUCUUUCGAUAAAUACUACUUAUCGUUACGGCCCGAAUCAAAUACCAGAAAUCCUUGGUUUAAAGAAUUUUGGGAAACGAAGUUCCAAUGUAUUUUGAAAGGCUCCGAAAUAUCGGAUACACUAGAGCGGGAAACGGACGCGACAAUAUUGAGUUCGACUUCCGAUUACUCUUACGACGUUGACGAUUAUUUGAACGUUACAGCCAGCACGUCGGAUGGGAUUAUUUCGAAUUUUUGCACUGGGAACGAAAGAUUGGAAGAGAAUUACAAGCAAGAUGCUAAAUUGAGUUUCGUUAUUAAAGCCUUGUACACCCUGGCUCACGCCUUACAUGACAUGCAACAAGAUAUUUGUGGUAAAAAUUUGGGUGUUUGCGACAAAAUUUUACCUUUUAACGGAUCUCUACUUAAAACAUAUUUAAUGAACGUCUCGUUUGAUUAUGACGGUGAAAUUUUUCAAUUUGACGAAAACGGAGAUCCACCGGGCCGUUACGAUAUAAUGAACUUUCAAAAGCUUCAAGACGGCACUUACGAUUACGUCCAAGUGGGCAGCUGGAAUAAUAGAAGCAUCGUUUGGACGAAAAAUCCGCAAUUUCCCGAAAUAAGGUCCAAGAAAAUUGUUAAAAGUGUUUGCGCCGAGGAUUGUCCCCAGGGUUACUACAAGAAUGUCCAACAAGGCGGCAAAGAUAAGCGAUGUUGUUGGGUUUGUGUUCCGUGUCCGCCUGGUGAAAUAUUGGAAAUUGACGGGGGAAAAUGUAAAAAGUGUCCUAAAGGUUACGCAGCAAAUACUAACAAAACAAUUUGUGAACUACUCCACAUUGAAUACGUCCAAUGGAGCGACCGUUCAGCAAUAGUAGCUAUGGCUUUCUCCUCAUUCGGUCUAGUAACAACAAUUUUCUCCAUAACAGCUUUCAUAAAAUUCAACGACACUCCAGUAGUAAAAUCAUCAACAAGAGAACUAUCCUAUUUAAUCCUAGCAGGAAUGACUCUAGCUCACUUGUCGAUAUUCGCUAUGCUCGCCAAACCGAAACUGUUCACUUGUUCUUUAACAAGAUUCCUACCGGGAGUGGCCUUCGCAAUGAUUUACUCGUCCCUGCUCACCAAAACCAAUAGAAUUGCUAGGAUUUUAGCGGGCAGCAAAAAAAAGUUCCCCAGCCGACGGUUACUGUUCAUGUCAGCUACAGCUCAAGUAAUCAUAGCUCUGUUUCUAAUAAGCAUUGAAUUAGUCGUUGCAGGUGCUAUGCUUUAUAUGCAAAAACCCAACAUAACUUAUUCGUAUUUGCCAAGUAAAACGUUGCUGGAAUGCGAAAUAUCGCUUGAAGCCAUUGUGAUACCGUUAUCGUUUGAUUUUAUUUUGAUCGUCUUGUGUACGCUGUAUGCUGUCAAGACCAGAAAUGUACCGGAAAAUUUUAACGAGGCCAAAUUUAUCGGAUUCGCCAUGUACACUACGUGUGUUAUUUGGAUUGCCUUUGUACCAAUUUAUUUUGGAAGUGGGGCCAAGGCAAUAACAAUGUGCAUGUGUGUCACGCUAAGUGCUCUAGUAACAUGGAUGUUCCUCUUUAUACCCAAACUCUACAUUAUUAUAUUUAAGCCUGACAAAAACAAUAGAGCUUUUUUUACUACCACGAAAAUACGCUGCCAUAUAGGCUCUAAAGUGGCUUCGGCUUGUUCAGAAAAAAGUUCCACGAAUAGUUGGAGGGACAGCAGCGUAUCAGUUACUAAUAUUGACCAAGAAAAAUGCCAAGCCAAAGAAAUUCCCAGAAGAACUUUGUCCUGCCAAACAGGGUUGGAUUUAUUGGAAUACCUUUUGUAUCCUAAAAAGUUGGUUAGCGAUGUAAAGAUAAUUGAGAAAGAUUGUUAUUGUGAUGAUCUUAAUUGCCAAAUGAAACAUAUCACUAUAUUGUUGCCAGACAAUCCAAUUCAAUACAAAUUCUAGGAACAAAUGUAACCAAAUAAAUACUAAAGAUUUUUUUUAUAUGUAUAUUUGGUUGUAUGAGUAGUUUUA